Limanda limanda (common dab) is the source of this 1594-nucleotide messenger RNA. It is a transcript of the gene sfrp2l, whose product is annotated as secreted frizzled-related protein 2 like. Bases 1 to 1017 code for a protein of 338 amino acids. Lineage: Eukaryota; Metazoa; Chordata; Actinopteri; Pleuronectiformes; Pleuronectidae. The transcript has 3 exons. The record is from RefSeq and is a predicted model, not a curated record. Gene Ontology annotation, biological process: non-canonical Wnt signaling pathway; canonical Wnt signaling pathway; negative regulation of canonical Wnt signaling pathway. Gene Ontology annotation, molecular function: Wnt-protein binding.
AUGAGUGUGCUGCUGCUGCUCGGCCUCGUCGUGCUCUGCGGAGCCUCGGACCCGGGGGUCCCGCUCCAGCUGGGCCCGCCGUCCCUCGGCUUCAGCUCGUCGGUGCGCUCGGUGUGCAAGCCCAUCCCCAGCACCCUGUCCCUGUGCACCGGGAUCGGCUACCGGCACAUGCGGGUCCCCAACCUGCUGGGCCACGACUCUCUGCGGGAGGCCCAGCAGCAGUCGGCCGCCUGGCUGCCCCUCGUCUCCAAGCUGUGCCACCGGGACACCAAGAAGUUCCUGUGCUCGCUGUUCGCCCCGGUGUGCCUGCCGGAGUUGGCCGGGCCCGUGAGCCCCUGCAGGCGGCUGUGCGAGGCCGUGCGCGACGGCUGCGUGCCCGUGAUGAGCGCGUUCGGGUUCCCGUGGCCCCAGAUGUUCAACUGCAGCCGGUUCCCGCGCGCCCCCGAGCUGUGUAUCCCGGCAACCGGGGAGCGGGGGGGGCGGACCGAGGAGGAGGUGCAGCACGAGGAGGCGCUGAAAGGGAGUGUUAUCUGUGAGGCCUGUAGUCUGGCUGCUGAAGGAGAGACAGACAUCCAGGAAAACUUCUGCCAAAGUCCAUAUGCAUUUAAAAUGCGUCUGGGCAGUGUGUCGACGGUGGGGGGGGACCGUCAGCUGGUGCCGACGGCCCGCAGCCGCAUCCUGAGGUGGGCAGGGGGAGGAGCGGAGAGGGCAGAAGGGAUCGGAGGCGCCAUGGCACACAAUGCUUUGUGGUUGCAAGAAGGAGGCACCUGUACGUGUCCUGGCUUAGAUUCUGCAGGCACCAACCAAGACCAGCAGGUGGAAGAGGAACAGAUGGAUAAAGGACAAGCUAAAGGAGGGAAGGAGGGGAAUGGGCCCCCGAAUGGAUUGUUCCUGGCCCUGUCUCAGGCUGAGGAGGGAAGGCUGGUGCUGACUCGGCUGGUGAGGUGGACCAGAGGGGACAAGGAGUUGAAGAAGUUCAUCAGAGCUCUCCUCAAACAUCCCUGUCCUGAGCUGUAGGGUCAACGACUGCCGUCCCGCCAGUACAUAUGAUCUGUGGCUUACCAGACUGAAUCCACAUUAUCUCAGCUACACACUGGUGAAAGUGAAAGGUUUUAUGUCCUAUUUGUUACCAGAAAAACCCAACACCCGAUGAAAACACUUUUAAAUCCACUAGAUCCAGAUUUUUAUUUGGAUCUGCACCAAAUUGUACUCACUCAUCAAUAUCAGUCUCCUUUCAAUCAGAAUUCAAUGGGUUCCUUCUCAGCCCAUGUCCCAUCCUUCCACAAAGUUUGUCAUUUUUCAUUACCUAAUCCUGCUAAAGUAAACAAACAUAACCUCCAUGGCAGAGGCAAAAGUUCCAAAGUAACAUUAGAUAAAUCACAUGAGAACAGGUUUUUCUAAAACAUAUGUCAAAGACAUGUAAAUGUGCAUACAGGCUACUUCCUUGAUGAAUUGUUCCUGAUUAAUUUAUGAAAUUAUGCCAAAAGCCACAUAAUCAACUAGCACAACACAAACCUCCGCCAAGGCCCAACUGACCAAUUCAAUUCGAAAUUGUGUGUAUUUUUUCUUGUAUUUUUGUGUAAAUUUGUGUAUA